Cladophialophora bantiana CBS 173.52 is the source of this 1104-nucleotide messenger RNA. RefSeq lists its product as uncharacterized. The record is from RefSeq and is a predicted model, not a curated record. The coding region runs from base 1 to 1104 and encodes 367 amino acids. The transcript is spliced from 5 exons. Gene Ontology annotation, molecular function: nucleotide binding; oxidoreductase activity. Gene Ontology annotation, biological process: NADPH regeneration. Gene Ontology annotation, cellular component: cytoplasm. NCBI's taxonomy places the organism in Eukaryota, Fungi, Ascomycota, Eurotiomycetes, Chaetothyriales, Herpotrichiellaceae.
AUGGUCGCUCACCCUCGUCGUCUCAAGAUUGCCCUGAUCGGCCUCGGCCGGCUCGGUGCCAUCCGCGCUCGCAUCCUUGCCUUUCAGCAGCCUCGCAUCGAGCUCGUCGCCGCCUGCGACACCAAGCCCGGUAGCGGUGAAUGGGCGGCGGCCAACCUUCCACCUUCAGUAAAGUUCUUCGCGGAUCCCGAGGAUUGCAUGAAGAACAGCGGUGCAGAGGCUGUCCUCAUUUCCACCGCGACGGCUACUCACGCCCCCCUCAUCUGCCAGGCUCUUGACCUAGGUCUCCAUGUCAUGAGCGAGAAGCCGAUCUCGGUGGACAUCAUCACUACUGAAGAGGUCCUCGCCAAGGCCGCUGCCAAUCCUCACUUGAAGUUCCUGGUUCCUUUCUGUAGACGAUACGAUGACUCGUAUCGUGCUGCCAAGCUGCUGGUCGAGAACGGUACGCUCGGCGAGAUCCACGCUGUCGAGACCACCUGCCUUGAUCAGCAGGACCCUUCUGGCUUCUUCGUCACCUUUUCUGCGCAGUCCGGAGGCAUCUUUGUUGACAUGGGUGUCCACGAUAUUGACAUCGGCCGCUACUUCCUGGAUGUCAAGUCGGGCCUCACCAACCCCAGGAAGCAGGUCAACAGAGUCAUUGCCAUUGGCCAGCAGGCUGUCUACAGCGACCUUGCGAAGUACGGCGAUUGCGACAACGGAUGGGGUCUGGUUGAGUUUGCCAAUGGCAAGGUCCUCACCACCCACCUGGGCCGCACGCUUACCAAUGGUUUUGAGGGCAUGACCCGCGUGUGUGGUACCAAGGGUCAUUCUGUCAUCAAUGGCAAUUCUACAUCGAACCGUGUUGAGAUUCGUGACUCGUACGGUGUGCGUACAGCCACCACCGCCGACGCGUUCAUUCUCUACGAUAAGUCGUUCAUCAACGACCUUGCCGAGUUCGCUAGUGCCGUCCUCGACAAACAGCCCCUCACUUGCACUCCAGAUGAUGCCUAUGAGGCGGCAAAGAUUGCCACUGCGUUGCAGUACUCGUUCCGCAACGGCGUGCCAGUCUACUUUGACGACAAUGGUCUGCCUAUCAUGGAGGCUGCCAAGGUCAACGGUCACUGA